Messenger RNA from Gastrolobium bilobum, 2163 nucleotides. RefSeq names its product protein NRT1/ PTR FAMILY 2.13-like. The record is from RefSeq and is a predicted model, not a curated record. The coding region runs from base 1 to 2163 and encodes 720 amino acids. Gene Ontology annotation, cellular component: plasma membrane. Gene Ontology annotation, biological process: transmembrane transport. Gene Ontology annotation, molecular function: transmembrane transporter activity. The transcript has 7 exons. Lineage: Eukaryota; Viridiplantae; Streptophyta; Magnoliopsida; Fabales; Fabaceae.
AUGAUAGCAAGUUUCAUGGUGUAUUUGUUGAAAGUGUUCAAUUUGAGUCAGGUUGGUGCUGCAAAUGUUAUCAGCAUAAGAUAUGGAGUGAGCAAUUUCAUACCAAUUAUUGGUACUUCUGUUGCUGAUGCCUAUUUAGGAAAAUUCAAAACCAUUUCUAUGGAAUCAUUUGGAACACUUGUGGAGGCCACUAGAUUGGCCAAUGUGGCAAUGAUGCAUGCCGUUCGAGAGACGAACCAGAAGGCCACAGAGGAUGCUCUUGAGCUUGCUGAGGACCGUGACGUGAUCGACCGUAGGCUGAAUGCUUUCCGAAAGCAUAAGCCACCUUCCUUUGUUGGGUCUUAUGACACUAUUGCUGCAGCGAGAUGGCUACGGGCGUUGGACAAGAUCUUCCGGGUCAUGCAGUGUGUUGAUUCGCAGAAGCUGAUGUUUGCAAUGAAUUGGAAUUCAAGAAAGUCAACUAAAGAAGAUGGUUUGGAUUUUAUAAAUGCAAGGACAAUAGAGAGAAAACCCGGAUGGAAGGCCAUUCCUUUCAUCUUAGCAAAUGAGACGAUUGAGAGGAUAGCAACAUUCGGCAUGACAGCAAAUUUCAUGGUAUAUUUGUUGAAAGUGUUCAAUUUGAGUCAGAUUGAUGCUGCAAAUGUUCUCAGCAUAUGGUAUGGAGUGAGCAGUUUCAUACCAAUUAUUGGUGCUUCUCUUGCUGACGCUUAUUUAGGAAAAUUCAAAACCAUUGCUGUGGCAUCAUUUGGAACACUUGUGGGAAUGGUGAUAUUAACACUGACAGCAUGGGUGUCACAAUUUCAUCCUCCAAGUUGCUCUUCACGGCACCAUGUAUGUGUUUCCCCAAAUACCAAUCAACUUGCGAUCUUAAUUUUGGGGCUAUCUUUGUUGGGUAUAGGCACAGGUGGAAUUAGACCAUGCAGUAUUCCUUUUGCCAUUGAUCAAUUUGACACAACUUCCCCUGAUGGAAGGAAAGGAGUCAGUAGUUUCUUAAAUUGGUACUACACCACACAGACACUGGUUCAGUUGAUCAAUAAUACUAUAGUAGUUUACAUCCAAAACAAAAAUUGGGUCAUUGGUUUUGGGAUACUAGCCCUUCUCAUGUUAUGUGCAAUAAUCACAUUUUUUGCCGGAACAAGAACUUACUUUUACCAGCCAGCAGAAGGGAGCAUAUUUUCUGGUAUUGCACAAGUGUUUGUUGCAGCUUACAAGAAGCGCCACCUCAAAAACCCAGCAAAUGAAGAGGAAGUUGUUUACUAUGAUCCCCCACUAAGAGAUGAUAAAGCAGUCAAGAUACCUUUAAGCAAACAACUUAGGUUUCUAAACAAAGCCGCUCUGAUACAAGACAAUGAAGUUAAUGCAGAAGGUUUGGUCACAAAUCCAUGGAGUCUUUGUAGCAUUCAACAAGUUGAAGAAGUCAAAUGUGUGAUUAAAAUUAUACCAAUCUGGGCUUCUGGUAUCUUGUGUUUGAUACCAAUGGCACAAGGAGGAAUAUUUCCUGUAAUCCAGGUCAUGAAAAUGGAUCGACACCUUGGACCACACUUUGAAAUUCCUGCUGCAUCAUUCAGUAUAAUAUCCUUAAUCAGCAUUGGUAUAUGGCUCCCUUGUUAUGACCUCUUUGUGCAACGAGCUCUAGCAAAAUUCACAAAACAAGAGGAAGGAUUGACAAGCCUUCAAAAGAUAGUAAUUGGUAACAUCUUCUCAAUUCUUACAAUGGUAAGUGGUGGUUUGGCGGAGUGGCGAAGAAGGAGUGUGGCUAUCUCACACGGUGCACUUGAUGGGGUUACACCAAUGUCUGCCAUGUGGCUUGCUCCUCAAUUUGCCUUUUUAGGAUUGUGCGAGGUAUUUAGCAUUGUUGGACACAUUCAAUUCUACAACAGUGAAUCGCCAGAGAAUAUGAAAACUCUUGGCAAUUCCUUGCAACCUCUUGUGGGUGGCUUCGCAAGUUACGCUGGUGUCUUGGUAAUGAACAUUGUGCACAAAGUGACACGAAAGCAUGGCAAAGUAGAUUGGCUGAACAAUGACAUCAACGCUGGCAGAUUGGAUUACUAUUACUUCGUCAUAGCAGGACUCGGUGCACUCAAUCUUGUCUACCUCCUCUUCUGUGCUAAACGCUAUCGUUACAAAGUUAUUGUGAAAGCACAAGUCAUGGGCACACCUUGA